Messenger RNA from Cornus florida, 1579 nucleotides. Its product is annotated as ribonuclease MRP protein subunit POP4. Gene Ontology annotation, cellular component: ribonuclease MRP complex; ribonuclease P complex. Gene Ontology annotation, molecular function: ribonuclease P RNA binding. The record is from RefSeq and is a predicted model, not a curated record. Bases 272 to 1198 code for a protein of 308 amino acids. NCBI's taxonomy places the organism in Eukaryota, Viridiplantae, Streptophyta, Magnoliopsida, Cornales, Cornaceae. The transcript is spliced from 9 exons. Gene Ontology annotation, biological process: tRNA 5'-leader removal; rRNA processing.
GAACUGUUUUCCGGACUUCCAGAAUCCAACCGUUUACUGUCGCCGCCGAUUCCCUAUCUAACCCACCGUCGAGCUUCCUUCAGCCGGCCACCACCAUUCCCUCCCACCCUGAGUCUCAGACUUCAACCGUCCGGCAGCACGGUUGACCCUCAUCCAUCCACCAUCGACCUCGAUCCUCUGUCGGUUUACCGCUCCUCUCUUCACCAUUUUUCCAGUUUCGGAUUCGUUUGUGCAUCCUAUUACAAGGGAAUACUGACCAAUUCAUGUUGCAAUGACAACUGACACAACUCCUCAAGAUCAAAAGAAACGCACCUCGGACGCAUUGGAGCGAAGAUUUGCCCUUGCGGAAGCUGAGCUUCGUCUACAGCAACAGAAGAAGAAUAAAAAGACAUAUCAUGAAGAAAACAACAGAGUUACUCAAAGCACGGUUUCUUCUUCAGCAUGUCUAACUGCUCCGUCAAUCACACAAUCUUCAAAUUUCUCGUCUAAGAAAGGGAAUGUAGUGUUCUCAGGCCAGGCUAAGACACAAGACAAGGAAGCAAAUGAUCCAACAUAUUUUCAACUCUCUCAUCCCGUACAUGAGAAUCUGCUAACAACUAAUAAGAUGCCUGAUAGAAGAGGAACCGUUGUCAAUCAGAUUUUGCACGAGCUUCUCAAAAAUGGUGAUUCAGCUCAGAAAUACACGCAGGGAUCUAGAAGCAUGAAAAUUGAUAAUUGGAUCCUUCUUGAUAAUUUCGUACAAAGUCAUGGUGCAGCUUUUAGUGCUCGUCUUAGGGCUUUACAGAGCCAUUCAAAGCGCUCAAAAAAACACAUGUCAAUGAAGCAACAUAAAAAAUGUGGAUCAUUUGAUAUGCCUCGCGAGAUCCAUAACUUUGAUAUUUUCAAGCCAAUGAAUGAAAUGUGGAAAGGCUACAUGACCCAACUUCUUAAAAAUGUCGGGAAAAAUCAGUUGGCGCAAUGUCUUCUCACUGCUGACUUACAUGGUGCAAUUAUUAUAGUUGCCCAGUGUAAAAUAUCUGCAUUUACCGGCAUUAGUGGUAUCAUGAUUCGUGAAACUGCAGAAACAUUUGGAAUAAUCACGAAAGAUAAUAAAUUCCGAGUUGUGCCCAAAAAGCUCUCCGUAUUCAUAUUCCAAGCUGAUUGCUGGAAAAUUACGUUGCACGGAGACAAACUCACUUCGAGAAAUUUGGGGCCCUGAUCCGAUGCCGAAAUUGCAUCUUUGGUUGCUUGCUAUCUCUCUACCUUGGGGUAUUCUUAUGAGGUUCUCCUACAUGUGAAUCAUUUGCUUCUUUUUAAAAUGUCCAGUAACAUCAUUUAUUAGUAUGGCAUGUAAUAUGUUGUUGAUAGACAUGAUUUUUCAAACAUCAUUUUCAUUCAAUAAUGGCGGUUGUAGUAGGAGAAAUAUAUGAAGGGCAUUGAAGGAAAUGAGAGAAAAUGUGGUGCUGGUCAUUUUUCAGAAGUAUGGUGGAAUAUUCAUAUUGGUAAUGGUAGCCUGCAGGUAGCUAAAAUGUGAUGACCUUCAAAUGCGGCUUUUAAUUUUUUCUUUGGUAUCAUAUCCUUUUACCUUAACGAAUGAAAA